Molecule: messenger RNA, 5029 nt
Organism: Rhipicephalus sanguineus (brown dog tick)
Lineage: Eukaryota; Metazoa; Arthropoda; Arachnida; Ixodida; Ixodidae
Product: Kv channel-interacting protein 1
Exons: 7
Coding region: 3644-4444 (266 amino acids)
Molecular function (GO): calcium ion binding
Source: RefSeq, a predicted model, not a curated record
UUUUUCUUCUUUUGGAAAGCUAAGACGUGUGUUUUCGGCUCCGCCUGUGUUCUCUGCCUGCAACUUCGACAGUGUCUCUUUGGCAACGUCUUCGCAUCUCUUAUGAAAAAGGCAAUUAAAUUGGAAAGAACACUGCCACUUGUUUGUCCAACUAUCUAUUGCGCUGUGUCACUUUUACAGCCAUUCAAUAAUUUCUUCACAACUUGAAAUCCAAUCCGUUUCGGCAGGACGCUCCCAUAACGUUGACGGGGAAAUAAAAUUUUCAUCGCCUCCCAGGCUUCACUUUUCGUUUUCUAUUUUAUAAAUAAAGCCACCGCGUGCGGCGAGACUAGUUUUCAGAAUCCGGGAUUGACAGUGUCGAAAAAGCAAGCCAGCACCGAAGUCCAAGGGAAAGACGUUAACUCGAUCGGCGAGCAAAGUGUCGCAACUUUUCGGGCAGUUCGGUUAGGUCUUUGCUUUCUAUGACAGCUUGUUCGAAUCUGUCAGGUUUACAAGAAACACUUGAGCACGACUCUUCAAGUAAUGUUUCUUUUUUCUAGCUCAAAACUCGACGUGUCAUUCCACUGCACUACAAAAGAAGAAAGGAACACAAUAAGGCUUUGUUUUCAAUAAAUUGUCUUUUUUUCGUUCUAUCUAACAAUCCACUUCUUUUCGCUUACAAUAGGCGCAGCCAACCGUAUCCCGCAACAAAGGCGAUCAUUGUGCUCCAAAGAAAUAACGCCCUCGAUGAGAAAAGAAGGAUCGAAAAAACGUUAAGCCUAAGAAGGAGGAGCAAGUCGUUGUUUUCGGCUUGUCUCGGGGCUUGUGUCGACUAUAAGCCAAGCGGACGGCAAUGGCGUGACAAACGACGUGACGCCCACCCUAUCGGUCGUAGACAGCCAGCCACAGGAGCCGGCGGGAACCAGCAACCAAAAGGGGGAGGAGGUUACUCCCCACUCUGUAGAUGUCACAUAGCCAUUUUUUCUUCGCUUCUGCGUUUGUCCCCGUCAUCGAGUCGAGACAGAUUUUUUCGGGAGCAGAAAACGAUUACUCGCCAGCGGGCGCUCCGGUCGCAAUCUGGUCGCCAUCGCAAUGCCAAUGACGCCGAUUUGAAGGCGUGGAGGGGGAUCGGUGUUGGCGUAGGAAAAGAGAAGCAGCAACUCGUUGUGUCGGAAUUCCAACCCGGCGACGAUGACCCGACCAUGUGUUGCAGCCCGAUGGAAUCUCGAUCGGUACUUCGCUGCAGUCGAGCUGGCAGACGUCCCAGUAUAAACCAGAUGUCGCGCGAAGCUGUUGACUUUUGCGGGGUAUCGGAAGUCAGAACGUACCGUACAUAUCAGGCGCAUCUCUUAUUCGCUUCGUUACCGAUGUUCGCUUGAGGCAUCUCUCCAUGCUGUUCUUUCGUGAUUUUCUCUCUUAACUGGUGGGGACGUGUUCCUUCAGUAUAUCGGCAAGACAGAAAUAAAAGCUCAGAGUCUGACGUUCUUAAAACUCAUCUCGUAUCCUGACCCCUGAAAGCUCGAGUGUUGGGUAUUCCAGUGCUAGAAAGACCACAACCACCUCCACUCUAUUUGACGGGUUGCCGUACAGCGUCGUCAUAUCCUCGCUCCCUUGCGCAAGGACCUCCUCACUCCGAUUACACUGUUUCCGAAGCAGCUUUACGUUCGAUGGACCGUCAAAUACUGUACGGAACAAGCUUUACUUUGCUGUUCUUUCCGAUCCAAAUGCUCUGACGCCGUACUGAGCUCAACCUCAACAGUUAGAUUUCAUCUUCCGCGACCGCGACAUUCAAGUUGGGAUGAUUGAAAUAUUUCCUUUCGUUUAGGCUUGUUACGAGGUACGGAAGACAUGCUUUGUACGUGACACGAACGAAACUUCCUUCUAUCAGUGACGAAGGAACGUGCCAAUAUGGUGGCUCGUCUAUAAGCUACGUCGAAUCUUUGCAGAACACUUGGCUUAUUCCGAACUUUCAUUUCGGCUCGCUGUUUUUUCAUCCGAUUGAAUGGUUGAUAAAAACAAGGCAGAGAAAGGGAGAUAGAGAGAAGGAACACGAUGACACAAAUCACCACAAUAUCUUAUUUCUAGCCCAUUGUCGUCAAGUGCUGGAAAGAGGGCACAUGGUGGUAGCUCACUGUAGCACCUGAUAAACCCGGGAAGGCGUUUUAGAGUCGUCUUAAUGACGACGCGGAUUCAUCAAGCCAAUAAGACGCGUUGGCAGCCGUCCGAGUGGUGACAAAAAGCAGUUCUACGUGCGAAACAGUGUUGGCCUGCGAAUCUACACGUCGCAUCGAGUUGUCGGUCCGCGCGACUGUGCACCGCGAUAUCGACACGACGUCUGGAACGAGCUGCGGGACGUCGCCAUUGUCUUCAGGGAAUCAACGAACGAGGAGUGACGUCCACUGCCGAAGUCACCCAACCAUAAACGUGUUUGUUUCCUGCUGUGAGUGGUGCCUGUGUGUGACGGGAGUGUGCGGUGAAAUCAUCGAGGCUCGUCGGAGGUAUUCGUGGUGCGCCGAGUGCUGUGCGUUGUGGUAAAGGUGGUAACGGAAAAAGAAAAGAACGGUGAAGAGACCAACCGCGGUAUUUGCUCAGCUGUGACGUCGUAACGUUAGCCGUACUCUCCUGACGUACACAGUCGAACUCUAAAAAGGAGGUACGAUAGCGAGGAUAUUGCAUGCAAAUCACAACAUCACAAAAGAGGUAGGAAAGCUCCGGUAAGAACCACAGCUAAGUAACUAUGAAGUAGAAGAAAGCUUGUGAGUAACAGUGAAACAGUACGACGACAAAAGACUAGGAGGAGAAAAUUCUACAAGCUCGAGAAAAGGCGAUUUCGCUAUUUAUCGCCAAGGUCCCAGCAUAGCUCACAGACGCUACCUUAAGCUUGUUCGGCGACAUCUCUGCGACGAAACUGGGAAGGCCUAUUACCAUUUGCUUCUUGCCGAACUCUAGUAAAAGCUGAAUGCGAAGUCCACAACGUGCUUUGGUGGAAAGGCAGAACUAGUUAAGCCCAUUUUUAACAAUCUCGAAUAGGAAUCUGUAAAGACGGUUGCCAAGAAAACGCACUUUGUGGGCUAAGUGGAAGCCCCCGUAAAGUUAGUCAAGUCUCUUUAGAGGGCGACAGAUACAGAAAGGCGAGGUCCAGAAAAGGCCCACACGAAGUCAGGCCCAGUUGUCCAGAUAGGUCCAGAAAAGGGGCAAUCAGCGAGUGAAUUAAGUUUCUGUCAACAGAGCAGUAGCAGAAAUUUCCCGGAACGUGUCGAGUAUUAGUGCCAGAUAGGUCCAGGAAAGGCAGACCACACUGAAAACAUUGAAAAGAGGUUCGGUGUGCGUUGUCUAAGGAAGGAUCGCGCAGACAGGUCUAGGCAAGGCGUGUGGUCGGACUGAACGUACGGUUAAUCUCGCGGUGAGCAGAAUCCCGAGGAACGUAGUCCGACAGGUCCAGGUCUAAUGCUUAGACGAGGAGUAACAGCUUAGGUGUAACGGCGUGUGACGCUUAGGUCGAGCGAGACAGUGUCUGGAAGGUCCUCCACGCGUGAUCCGGUCGGCAGACGAGCACACAGCCCCCCGUAGGCGGCGGCUUCGCUGAGACGGCAGGUCAGGCGCUGUCGGACCAGGAACGACCCCGGGGGGAGGACGUGGGCGCGAAUCCCUCGGGGCGUGGCCAAUGUCCGACGACGACGAAGAGGAAGAGAGCGUCGCCGAAGAUCUGGGGCCAGCCUACCUGACCAUGGGCGUGACGGCGUCCGUGCUCAGGGCCUACCACCGGAUCGCCAGGAUGCUGCGCAAGGCGUGGACGGACAUGCGCUUCGCCGACGACCCCGUGGAAGAGGUCGAGGUUGCGGCGGUGCGGUGCCAGCCCGAGCGCAUCGAGGACCUCUGCAGGGCCACCAAGUUCUCGCGACAGGAGCUCAAAUUCAUGUACCAGGGAUUCAAGCAGGUCUGUCCCACUGGCGUGGUACACGAGAACACGUUCAAGGAAAUUUACGCACAGUUCUUCCCGCAUGGAGAUGUAAGCCAGUACGCGCACUACUUGUUCCAGGCGUUUGACCAGGACCACAACGGUACAAUAACCUUCCAGGACUUCGUGGUUGGCCUGUCGGCGCUUUCGCGCGGAGCGCCCGUGGACAAGCUGCGGUGGGCGUUCCAGCUGUACGACUUGAACGGCGACGGCAUCAUCUCGCGCGACGAGAUGACGGACAUCAUCGUCUCCAUCCACAGCCUGGUGGGCGCCCCCCACCACGCCCACCCCACGUCGAGCGCGGGGGGCGGGGCCUCCUCCACGGGGGCGGGAAGCGGAGGGCCAGACGAUGACGAUCCGGACUCCGUCAGGGACCACGCCAACAGGGUCUUCCAGAAACUGGACCUCAAUCAAGACGGUGUUGUGACCAUCGAUGAGUUCAUCGAAACUUGCUUAAAGGACGAGAACGUGAUGAAGUCACUGGCCAUCCUCGACACGGUGCUAUGAGAGUGCCAGAAACUGUAGGCCGCUUUUUUUUUAUCAUGGUGGAACCUGAAAAAUGGCCGUGCGCGCUUGGCGCGUUGCCCUGAGUGACCAAAAUCAGGGUGGCCAAAAAGCUGGCAACGUCACGGCCACCGACGUCGUCGACGCAGAAUACUUCGCCUCGGUUCUCGUCGAAGCAAGUCGGCGCGUCGGUCCCGCGCCUCGCAACACCUCGACGGCGCUUUUGGCGCGACGCGCCAAUCUCUAUUACAGCGUCCCACGUGGAGUUGGGCUUCACGCACAAGCAGGCCCGGCGUUUUACGAACAAGCGCUCUGUAUAAGAGAGCACAAUCAUCCAUGCAUCGUUGACGGGUGGACGCUAGACAGUGAUCGCAUUGACACGAUGGCUCUUCGCUCGCGAGGCUUAGCUGUACCAACGCGAGGCGCUGGCUGUAUUUAAGACCGAAUCACACCGAGCGUCUGUUUCACGCACCAGUCGUGGGCGUCGCCUUUAGCUUAUCGAUCUGCGUUGUGAAUGACGAACCGGCUGUGUCACGCAGCUGACGUUGAGAGUUAUCAAGGCGGUAAUGCGGGCUGGCUGGUUGAUAG